CCUUCCUGGCAUAAUCUUCCAAAAUAUUCAUUAAUUUCGCCUCCUCAUCCCACACGACACCAAACACAGACUAUUAUCCGUAUGACCAAGGACCAAAAGUACACCGUGCACAUUUUUCAGCCGGCCCGGUCGGCAGACUUCUUUGAAAUCCUCUCUUCCCCCACGUAACUACUUCUUAUGUCAUUAACUUCCAACAAAAACCCUAUUAAUCUCCUCCCUAAACCACUCCAUUUUCCUCUCCCCUCCUAAACCCACCACCAAGGCCAUGAGCUCCUCUUCCAACCUCUUCCUCCUCCUCUCCUUGGCCUCCUUUGCUGCCUUCUUCUUCUUCUUCUCAUCCACCCCCUCCGCCUCUGCCUUCCCCUUCCCCUUCCCCGGUGCGCCUUCGCCCUUCACCAACCCCUGGCUCCCCUUCCAGAACCUCUCCGGCUGCCACCGCGGCGACAACAGGACCGGCCUCGCCGAUCUCAAGGACUAUCUGAGCCGCUUCGGCUACCUUCCGACCGCCAACUUCACCGACGCCUUUGACGAGGCUCUCGAAGAAGCCCUCAAGACCUACCAGCAGAAUUUCGGCCUCAACGCCACCGGCUCCCUCGAUGACUCCACCGUCAGCCAGCUCAUCAUCCCCCGCUGCGGCGUCGCCGACAUCAUCAACGGCACCUCCUCCAUGCGCUCCGCCAAGCUCCCUGGCCGCAACCUCUACGCCUACUUCCCGGGCAGCCCGACAUGGCCUUCAUGGAAGCGCGACCUGACGUACGCCUUGGUCUCCACCUCCGCCGUCUCGAUCGACACCUCCGCUCUCCGCACCGUCUUCGCCCGCGCUUUCGGCCGGUGGGCGGCUGCAACGACGUUGACGUUCACCGAGUCGGACUCGGUGUCGGAUGCCGAUAUACAGAUCGGGUUUUACAGCGGCGACCACGGCGACGGGGAGCCGUUCGACGGGGUGCUGGGGACGUUAGCUCAUGCGUUCUCGCCGACCGACGGGAGGUUUCACCUCGACGCGGCGGAGCAGUGGGUGGCGGAUGGGGACGUGACCCAAGCGAGCUCGAACGUGGCGGUGGACUUGGAAUCGGUGGCAGUGCAUGAGAUCGGCCACCUGCUGGGGCUCGGCCACUCAUCGGUGGAGGAGGCGAUCAUGUACCCGACGAUCAAGACGAAGACGAAGAAGGUGGAGCUGGCGAGCGACGACGUCGAGGGGAUACAGAACUUGUAUGGGAGUAAUCCGAAUUAUACGGGCGCUGUUCCGACGACCAGCAGCCGGGAGAGCGACUCCAGCGAUGGGGGAUUGGGGAUGAUGGGCGUGGGGUGGGGCCGGGUAGUUGGGUUGUGUUUGGCGGGUGCGGCCGUUGGGUUCUUGGUGUUGUAGCCGCUUGGGAUAGUUCUUUGUUUUUUGACCUUUUUGUUUUACAUAGCAUUCCUUUUAUAUUCUUCCUUGUAUUUAUGUUCUUGGACAUUAUAUCACAUACGGAUAUACUAUUUAUACGUUUUUUUUUUUUUAUAUAUAUAUAUGAUGGCUUUAUUCUCUC
Elaeis guineensis (African oil palm) is the source of this 1526-nucleotide messenger RNA. RefSeq names its product metalloendoproteinase 2-MMP-like. Gene Ontology annotation, biological process: extracellular matrix organization; collagen catabolic process; proteolysis. Gene Ontology annotation, molecular function: metalloendopeptidase activity; zinc ion binding. The record is from RefSeq and is a predicted model, not a curated record. Gene Ontology annotation, cellular component: extracellular matrix. NCBI's taxonomy places the organism in Eukaryota, Viridiplantae, Streptophyta, Magnoliopsida, Arecales, Arecaceae.